AUGCAAAUAAGAGCAGAUAGAUUUUCUGUUUUGUCACUGCUCAUUAAUAUGAUAUAUUGGCACAAUACAUAUAGUAAUAGAAUUAUUGAAAAUAGUGUUGUUGGGGAACCUGAUGUAGACUGUGGUUUGGAAAGUAUUACAGUUGAUGUAACCACUGAGAAUCCGUUUUUUGGACGCUUAUAUAUUCAGGGCGAAAGUAAUGAUCCAAAUUGUGUAGUAGCUUAUCAUGAUAAUGAACAGCAAUCUUAUGCUACUGCAACUAAAGAUCAAACUUUGCGAUUUUCGUUAAAAUUUGGAGAGUGUAAUAUGCGACGUGAACGCACGCUAAGUCCUCGUGGAGUUGCCUACACUUUUGCCCUCAUUGUGUCAUUCCAUCCGAUAUUUGAAACUGAAGUUGAUCGAGCAUAUCGUAUUCGGUGCUUCUUUAGUGAAUCUGUGAAAACACUUGAAGCCACAAUGGAUGUAAGGCAAAUGUACGGCAGAAAAAGGGAUUUGAGUAAUCUGAUAAAAUUCAGUCAGUUGACGACGCAAAUAGUUGAGCAAGAAUUCACUUUGCCAUCUUGUGCGUAUGAAAUACGUGAAGGCCGUGAUGGACCACACGUAAAGUUUGCUCAUAUUGGCGAUCGUGUAUGGCACGUAUGGCAUUGUGAUUUAUCAGCUAGUGCCAUAUAUGGUAUAUUAAUUCAUUCAUGUCAUGUCGAUGAUGGCCAAGGAAUGCAAGUUGCAAUAAUUGAUAAUAAGGGAUGUGUGGUGGAUCCUUUGUUGCUAUCUGACGUUGAAUACGAUGACCAAACAAUAACGGCUUAUGCAGAAACACGAGUUUUUAAAUAUUCUGAUAAAGUUCAGCUUUAUUUUACAUGUACAAUACAAUUGUGUUUUAAGGGAGAUGGUGGUUGUGAUGGUAUAACCCCACCAAUUUGUGGAAGUACAAAAUACCCUCUGCGGUCAGUUGCAGAAUUUCCUUCAUUGGAUCGUGAUCAUCGCGAUGACCCCUUGAAACAGGAUGAAGGAAAGCAAUUUUUUGGACCAAUUGAUACGAUACGUGAAGAAAUAAGCAGAAAUUUGCAUUUCACACCACCACUUCCACCUAAACCACCAACGAUACCACCAGAAUUUGACUUUUUAAAAGGCAGCAAGUCACCACAUGAUUUAUCGGUAAAAAGACAAAUACGUGCCAGUCACAACUUUGUUCACGAAUUAAAUCCCGUCAAUGAGUCAAAUAUUAAGCAAUAUGCUGAAACAGAUCUAACAGCACGUGUUAUGGUAUUCCCAAUGACUGAAAAUCAACCUUCAAGUGGAUUUUCAACGAACAAACAAGGUGAAACAUUUUUAUUAUUGCUUUUGAUGAAUAACAAUGUCGUAAUAUAA
Thelazia callipaeda (thelaziosis nematode) is the source of this 1368-nucleotide messenger RNA. The record is from the annotation of a GenBank genome assembly. Lineage: Eukaryota; Metazoa; Nematoda; Chromadorea; Rhabditida; Thelaziidae.